Molecule: messenger RNA, 3275 nt
Organism: Monomorium pharaonis (pharaoh ant)
Lineage: Eukaryota; Metazoa; Arthropoda; Insecta; Hymenoptera; Formicidae
Product: cilia- and flagella-associated protein 100
Exons: 7
Coding region: 294-2171 (625 amino acids)
Source: RefSeq, a predicted model, not a curated record
AAUAAAAGAAAUUUUACAUGCAAUUGGUAACAUUUCAAUGUUAUUAUUAUUCAUAACAAUUUUAAUAAAACUCUUCCAUUAGAAACAUGCAUCGAAUGAUUUUUUCAUAUAUGGAUGGAUGCAUUUUGCAAAACGAAAGUAUACUGUUACAAUUCAUUGAACGCAGCUCUACAACAAGAAAAGCCCAAAGCGCAUGUCAAACAAAUUAGAUCCCUUAGCGUGCCUUAGCGGAUCUCACAUGGUUAUCGUGAGUUUUGUAAGUGCCUUCCAGUUUUAAUUAAUAAAAAGGAAAAAUGAGCCUCUCCGAAAUGCGCAAUAUCAACCAAAGGAUCCAAUUGUCAACGACACAAAAGAAAUCACACGUAAUGCUUCGUAAAGGAUCGGCCAUUAACAGUAACAUUUAUCAAAAAUUUUCAAGAACUCAACAUUAUCGGAUUAACGGCUACAAAUUCCAAAAUAAAGAAGGAGAUGUAAGGAGGAAUAAACAAUCGCCAUUUACUUUUCCUUCUUGCUCUCAAACCUUGGCCUAUCUUCAGUGGUGGAAAUUGCAGAAGAAAAAAGCCAUAUCCGAAUACGGGAAAAGUAUCUACAAGGAUCAACAUAAAGUUACACGAUCCCAUGUUGUUUUACAAAAAUUACAUGUAAAUGUUGAAAUAAAAACAGAAGAAAGAAAAAAACAUAAAGAUCCAGAUAAAGUAACUGCCAUGACGGACAUAGAUCCACAUUAUUUUACAGAAUUAUCCGGUAGACCAGUAGAAGAGAAAUUUUCAUUGGAGCAAUAUGUCCGAGAUAUUCGAGAGAUAUUGAAAAUAAAACUUCUCGUUGGCCAAGAAAGGGACGAUCAUAUUCGCAUUGAUCAACAAUUUGAGCAAGAAACACAUCGAUUACAGCAAAUCCAGGUUCAUUGCCAGAGAUAUAUAAAUGGCUUUGAUGAAUUUCUAUCAAAAACUCAUGAAAAAAGUAUGCUUAUGCUGGAAAAAGCAGAAUGGGAAAACAAAUUAACUGAAGAAAUUAACGCACAAAAGAAUGAGCUCGCGAAACAAUUUGGUCAAAGCAGAUUAGAUGUUUAUGUCUGGGAGGAAAACUGGAGACUGGUAAAAAUGUGCCAAAUGUUCCUUUAUCGAAUAUCACCUGUUGCUUGGAAGGUCAAGUACGACUGGCCCCAACGGUCCGAGUCACCAAGGAGUACCAUUCUUGUCGACACUCCAUCGACAGAUUUAUUUAGUAGAUAUAGAACAUUAAAUGAGAGCACAUCCUUGGAAAACUUAAUAGAACUAUUCGAGCAGGACGUCGUUGAUACCGACCCGAGCGAGCUAUACUUUGAGGAUCCAUUCGACAUGAUCCGCAUUUUCCGAACGAUGGAGACUCAGAAUUUAAAUGCACUCAUACAUCUCGAGUCGCUCGCUGCACCGAUGGCAGAUAUGACUAUGACUAUCACUAUAGCCGAAGCGCAGAUCAAACGAGAGAUCAGUGAGAUCAUUUCAACGAUCAACGAUUUGGAAAAUUCCAUUACCAAGGCAGAAAAUAGAGCAGCAAAUCUCGAGGAAUAUGCUAAUUACCUUCUCCGAGAUGUUUUCCGACGUCUAGUCUGCUCUGAAGAGGUACUCUAUCUUUGCGUUUUUGUAGAAGAUACCUACGAGAGUUGUAUAGGUCCAAAUGACGCAAAUCUCGAUAGCUUUUUAAUGAUGAAAUGGAUUGAGAAAAUCCACGAGGAACUUAAUCUCCAGCUAGAUAAUAUGCCAUGCAAAAUUGUCCGUACUUGUGAGCGAGAAGGAUUUCGGCAGGAGAUAAAAGAUAUAAAAGAUGCAGAAGAUGCCGCUAGGAAGUUCGAAUUAAUGCAUCGACUAUUGGACACGCUAAAGCGCAUUAUGGAACCUCCUACGAAGAAGAAGCGGCCACUAAUUCGGCGUUCAGUGCCUAUUACGACCAAAACACGGUUACCAUUGCGUUUACCAAAACCAACAGACGAGGAAGUUCAAUAUCUCACUUUCUUCACUGAUUACUGUAAACAAGAUGAUUUCGUCACAUAUCGUUUCAAAUUUCCGCAUGAUUUUGAUUUGACAUUCCAACGCAAGCACAAUAUCGGAAUCGAAACGGCAAUAUUUAAUGACGUAUCUUCAAGUAGAGAACAAAUGACGAAAAAAGAGGAAGCGGACGAAGAAGGGAAAUGAAUGUCAUUAUUAAAUCAUUAUUGAAAACAUAACGGAAUCAGCAUAUUUAUUUGAAAAUUCCUCGUGCGUAUAUAUCCGAAAGGAUCGUAUCAGUCUAACGCGCUACGCAUCAAUUACUCAGUGAGCGCUAUUAAUAUAGUAAUAUGUAUACAUAAAUAGACGAUUUAACAAUCGAAUAAAGCACGAGAUAAAAUAUUCAAACAUAGUAAACACAACAAGGGGCAAGUAUAGCGUAGAAUAGAAUUUGAAACGUCAGUCGAUAUAAAAACAACAAUCAUGCUUGACAGUGAUCUCUUGGCUACAAAGCACCAGUCGCUUCGUUAUAAAUCUUAUAAGAAAACUGCGAUAUACUCCAUCUUCGAGUACUUUUUUUUCUUUACACGAGCAACUUCUUUUAUAAAAUGUUCUACUAAAGAUAUACAUAUACAUGUACAUGUACAAGUAAAAAGAUUGAGAAAGAACCAAAGACUUAUUCAUUUGCUAUAAUGCUCUGAUUUGAUAAAAUCACUGAUGUCUUUACUAGAAGUUAUACAUGUAUAUACAUACAUAUUUCUUAAUCGUUUUUGUACUUGUAUAUUGAAUAUAACGUAAUAUUGAAAUGUGUUGUGUUAUUGAUAUAAUAAAUUAUAUAAUUUAGUAUGUACUUUAAUUUAUUGUUAUUUAAUUAAUUAUUAUAAGAGUCCGAGAACUAUUGAUAUAUAUGAUUAAAUAAUCAUCAAUAAAUAUUAGGACAAUAGAAAGAGUUUUUUGUAGACACAUAUAGCAACAUUUUGAUAAAUAACAUAAUCUUUUUAAUAACAAAUACACUCUGCUUGCACCAUACGUAACAGAAGAGAUAUGCUGUUUUGACCACAAAGUCACAGAAAUAUGAUACAUUUUUUGUACGUCGCCAUGACAUAACAUACAAUAAAAUCGCUUACCCACAUGAUAUACCGGUAAUGCUUACCCAACGCCAGUAGAUGAAAACGACGGUAAAUAAAAAAACCAUACGUUAGAAUAAAAGGCGCAGCAUUGUAAGUAGGACUCCAAACAAUCUUGUAUACAAAUCUUGAAACAAUAUCUAAUUAUAAUUUGAGUAGUGAAGCGUUUUUGUCAUAUAUAAUA